UUUAUUUAUUUAUUUUACUAUUAUUUCUUCUUCUUCUUUUAUGUUUGAUACAUUACAUUGCUCUGUUUUACCUUUAAAAUCAGACCUAUCAAAAAGAAGAUCAAAAUCAUUAAACGAUAUAAUCUCAAAAAUUCAGAAACAGGAUACUAUGAAAAGUAAAACUAAAUUAUCAAGAAGAAGACAUAGUGCAGGUAUAGAAAUCAAUGGGGGCUAUUAUGCAGAUUAUAAUCGCUUGGCAACUAUCUAUGGCUGGGUUACUACGACAAAGACAUCAAGACCAAUCAUAAAGACAGACAAAUCACAUCAUCAUCAUCAUCGUUGUAUGAAAGCGUCUAGAUCAUUCUCACAUAUUCCCAUUACACGUAAUAAUCAUAGUAAUCGAUUUUCAAGAAUCUUUAGUCGAAAGGCCACUGUUUCAUUAUUCCCAAACAAAACUAUUACAGGAAAACAAAAACCUUUACUGCUCUUAGACUGGAUGAAUGAUGAAGAAAAGGAUACGAGUCAGAAUGAAACAGACCCAUCAUCUAAAGUAACAAAAUAUCUUCCUCUAACAGAGGAUUGCUCACCUCCUUCGCCACCUAUCGAGAAUGAUCCCUAUAUAUUUGAUUUGCUAACAAAGGACUCUCCUCAUUUCAUUCAUUUUAGUAAAAAUGAUAUGACGAUUACAUCCGCUACUAUAGAGAAACUUGUUGAAAAAUUAACUCGUGAAUUAGAUAAUGAUUUUCUUAUGGACUUCUUCAUCACAUUUAGACAGUUUUUAACACCUAUUAAAUUAUGUAAACUAUUAAUAUUGAGAUUUAGAUGGGCUUUAAUGGAUGAAAAUGAUGAGCAUCGAUUAAUUCGUAUAAGAACUUUUGUAGUUAUUCGCCAUUGGUUAACUCAUUAUUGGAGCUAUGAUUUUGUAACAUCGAAAACAUUGAGGUUUAUUCUAUGUACCUUUUUAACUCAACUUCAAACACAUCCUGUUAUCCAUGCAUCUCCACGUGAUGAACGUAUUAUAAAAAGUCUUCGAAAUAUAGUGAAAAGACAAAGAAAAGCUUAUAUAUCGUAUUCAACAAUCAGGAACAAUGAUGAGUUACAACAACAAAUUAGAAAAGAUAGUGCCAUAGGUAUUAUACCAUGCAGUCAUCAUAUCGUAAAUGAGAAUCAUAAGUCCCAAAAUUGGACAUCCAAAAUGAAGAAAACGAUUCAAAAAACUGUAUCUCAAUCUAUCAUAAAUCCUGAGCAUCAACAACAACGCGCUACUCCUACUAACAAUGAUAAUCAUUUAUUUUCAAGUCAGCAACAAAAUAAUCAUCAUCGAUCUCUACUAUUCUCCUUCAUACCUAUGUCAUAUAAUAAAUCUUUGAUUCUAAAAUACAAGUCAAUCACUAUAGCCCAACAAUUUUGUCUUUUAGAAAAGUCCAUGUUACAAAAUGUUACUUGGGAUGAACUCGUUGAAUUAAGAUGGAAGAAAAGAUCAACGAAAAAACAAUGGAUGACAUUAGAAGAACAAAAUAGAGGUGUAGAACAGUUAAUAGCAUUCUUUAAUAUGACGAGUCAAUGGGUUGCAUCUGAAAUAGUUCGUUCACAUCAAUUAGAUAUACGCGUUAAGGUCAUUGAGAAAUAUAUCAAAAUUGCUAUUCAUUGCUACCAUUAUCGAAAUUAUAGUACUCUCUUACAGAUUCUAUUGGGCUUACAGUCGCCAUCUGUGACUCGACUAGAAAGAACUUGGCAAAAGGUAGAUCAUUAUAAACUAGAUUUAUUCAACAAACUAAAAGAAUUAUCAAAACCAUUUAAAAACUGGAAAAAUGUGAGAAAUGACAUGACGAAGGUGACAAAAGAAAUUGCAGAAUCAUUUGCAGUAGAGACUGUUUUGACACAAAGUUUAAAAGACUUGGAUCUUGUCAAUGGUAGCAUACCCUUUUUAGGGCUUUAUUUAUCUGAUCUUGUAUUUAUUUCUGAGUUACCAACAUUUAUCACGUCAAAUUAUGAUAUGCGCCAUGAUAAUGAAAAUACAAAAGAUAAACAAUUAUACGAAAGAUUAAGCAGUCGACUUGUUAAUUAUAAUAAGUUUCGAAUAACAGCUUCCGUAAUUAAACAUGUUUUGACUUUUCAAGUGUUAUCAAGGGCUUAUAAGUUUAAAAUUCAGCAAAAUAUCUAUUCGCAACUACAGUCAAUGCCUUUAUUAGACAAUUCGCAAUUAAGGAGUGCCAGUUUAUUAUGUGAAGAGUAACUCUACAUGUACACAUGUGUGUGUGUGUGUGUGUAAGUUUUAUUAUUAUUAUUCGUAGUCAUCUCUUUUAUUUUUUGCUGAUUCAAUCAAUUCUUUACUACCCGCAUUCUUUAGAUUUUUUGUAAAACAAUCUCGAAAUGCCUGCAUUUCAUCUUUACAUUUUCUCCAGUCUUUAUUAUCAUAAAAGCAUAAUUGUAAAUUUUCAUUUUCCUGGAAGCAUCCUGUUUUCUCUAUUCUUGCAUUAUAAGGAUCAUCUUCUUCAUCUUCUAUUCUGAGUUCUUCUUGUUUCAAUUCUGUUGCCGAUGACAUUUGUGCG
Cokeromyces recurvatus is the source of this 2531-nucleotide messenger RNA. Its product is annotated as ras guanine nucleotide exchange factor domain-containing protein. The transcript is spliced from 10 exons. Lineage: Eukaryota; Fungi; Mucoromycota; Mucoromycetes; Mucorales; Mucoraceae. Gene Ontology annotation, molecular function: guanyl-nucleotide exchange factor activity. Gene Ontology annotation, cellular component: plasma membrane. The coding region runs from base 41 to 2215 and encodes 724 amino acids. Gene Ontology annotation, biological process: positive regulation of GTPase activity; Ras protein signal transduction. The record is from RefSeq and is a predicted model, not a curated record.